Molecule: messenger RNA, 1227 nt
Organism: Parascedosporium putredinis
Lineage: Eukaryota; Fungi; Ascomycota; Sordariomycetes; Microascales; Microascaceae
Source: the annotation of a GenBank genome assembly
AUGCCGUCUACGCCUUCCACCGAGGCCGGUCUAGGUGGUGCCGGCUCCACGUCCAUCGUGGCGGCUUCCAUCUCGUUCCUCGGCAGCUACUGGUUCGUGCUGCUCCCAGCUCUCUUCGUGACUCGCCUCCUCUACCGGCGCUAUGCCAUGCCGAUGAGCAAGUAUCCCGGCCCGGCCCUGGCCUCGGUCUCGCGCCUCUGGAAGGUCAUUUCCACCGCCUCGGGCCGCACCAACCUCCAGCACAUCGAUCUGCACCGCAAGUACGGCCCCAUUGUGCGCAUCGCGCCCAACGAGCAAGACCAAGUUCUACGGCGUGUUCCCCCGCCCGAGAACCCGGACAUCUUCACCGAGGUCCGCGAGCACGUCCACGCCCAGAAGAAGAAGGUGGCCAACGUGCCCUACAGCAUGGCGGCCAUGCAGCAGCUCAGCCCCUUCAUCGACGAGUCUAUUGAGCUCUUCAUGUCCAAGCUGGACGGGUUCGCCACGAGCAGCCAGAGCGCGACCAAGGGCCGCGUCGACCUCGGGGCCUGGCUCCACUACUUUGCCUUUGACGUGCUCGGUGAGGUCGCCUUUGGCCGCAAGUUUGGCUUCCUCGAGGAGGGCCGCGAUGUCGAGGGUGCCAUCAAGACUAUUGACGACAGCCAAUGGUACAACGGCAUCAUUGGCCAAAUUCCCGAGUUCGAUCACCUGUUCAGGAGGAACCCGCUCCGCAAGUACAUUCCCGGCAUGAGCACUGGAAACGCCCUCGUGACCCGCCUCGCCCUCGCCGAGAUGGACCGCCGACAACCCUUUACCAAGGACAACAUGGGCAAGAACCGUGUUGGAGAUGGGCGACAGGAUCUUUUGGCCAGUUUGAUCCAGGGUCACCUCAAGGAUCCCUCUAAGUUCUCCGAGGGUGACGUUUUUGCUGUUGCGCACGGUGCUAUCUUUGCCGGAUCCGACUCUACCGCUUCGACCAUGCAGUCCUUCUUCUGGCACGCCCUCGCUGACGCCCGUGUUCGCCGCAUCCUUUUCGAAGAGAUCCGUGCUGCUGUUGCCGAAGGUCGUGUCCCCAUCGACGGCAACCUCUCUUGGGUCGAGUCGCAGUCUCUCAGCUACUUCCAGGCUUGUCUCAAGGAGGCCAUGCGUGUCCGCCCGGCUGUUGGUCUGAACAUUACCCGUGUCGUUCCCCCGAGGGCGUGGAGCUUGAUGGUCAAUUUUACCCUGCUGGCACAGUCGUCGCUGUGA